Perkinsus marinus ATCC 50983 is the source of this 3036-nucleotide messenger RNA. Its product is annotated as trehalose-6-phosphate synthase, putative. The record is from RefSeq and is a predicted model, not a curated record. Gene Ontology annotation, molecular function: catalytic activity. Gene Ontology annotation, cellular component: cytosol. The transcript has 26 exons. Gene Ontology annotation, biological process: trehalose biosynthetic process. Bases 1 to 3036 code for a protein of 1011 amino acids. Lineage: Eukaryota; Perkinsozoa; Perkinsida; Perkinsidae.
AUGCGUGUGACGGAGUAUGCUUACGCCACAGUCGGCCCUAGUGGGAAUUUGAAGUCUUGGGAGAGGACUGAUGCCGGGCAGAGGGUUAUACCGAGUGGCAUGGAAAUGACCAUCGAAGACGACGAUGGACUCUACCGCUACCUGUUGUCUAGGGGCGGCGCUGCUGCUAGGCCGCAGCAUACCGACACUACUACAGCAUCGGGAGCUUCUAGUGCGGGCGCGGCUGAUUCGGCAAGUCUGGAGUCGGGAGGCAGAGACGCUUCCAGUGGAGAGCUGCAUGUCUCUUUACGGCCAUCGGGACCCUCCCAAGAAUCGCUACCGAGAGUUCGGUCAGCCUCUUUUGAUGCGUCGAUUACGCUCACCCCGGAUGACUGCGUCGUGUUCGUCAGUAUUCAGCUCCCAGUGCUCGUAUGCAGAAAGGCUGGAGGAGGCUUUGAGGUGUACCCAAGUCGAUAUGUGUCGAUGUCCACUCUCCAUGCUGUUAAGAAUGAGCUCAAUCCGAAUCGCUCCCUCUUUGUUGGCUGGCCGGGUUUGGACUAUCUCUCGAAGGAAGAACAAGAGGAGGUGCGCAAAGUCCUUUUGCCCUAUGACUGUAUACCAGUCUUUUCGAGUGAUCCUCAGCCGAAAAGAAGAGGUCCACAGCCAGCACGGCAUGGAUUUGAAGAAUUCCUCGAUUUCUGUCAAACGUUCCUAUGGCCUACUGUAAAUGACCAAGUGCCUCUGGUGCAUAACUCUGAGGACCUUAUGACGUUCGACAACAAACUGUGGGAAAAGUACCGGAACGCGAAUCAGCGAUAUGUGGAUGUGUUGCUGAAUGCGGAUCUUUUCCCAACACUGCCGAAUUUUGGAGAAUACGUCUACUGGGUUAACGACUAUCACCUGCUACUGGUGCCUAUGCUCUUGCGUCGGGGCCUUCGUAGGAGCCAGAGGGGCCCCUCCUCGCCGACUUUGAGCCCGGCCGGCAGUAGUAGUAGUAGCGGCUCACCUCCGAAGAAAGCGACGAUUGGUCUUUUUGUGCACACGCCCUUCCCGACAUCGGAGAUAUUCUUGACUUUGCCUGUGCGAACGCAAGUGAUGCAGUCGCUGUUGGCUGCUGAUUUGGUCGGCUUCCAAUUCUUCGACUAUGCGAGGCAUUUCCUCACAGUAGUGAAAAAGUUGGUGGGCCUGGACAUGUCGUAUAGACUGUCAGACGGUUACCUUGCGCUGGACGUGCCUUACAGCUACGUGUUGGUGACGGUGGGGCAUGCCUCAACUCAGUUCGAGCUGAUUGCGGCCCAGAUGAGGUCGCCGGAGGUACUAAGGCGCAUUAAGGAACUGAAGGCGAAGUUUGCUGGAAAAACUAUUAUAUGUGGCGUGGAUAGAUUGGGACGGCUGUCGGGCAUUCUGCUGAAGCUGAGAACGUUCCGCCAGUUCCUCAAGGUGUACCCAGCGUAUAGGAAUAAAGUGGUCCUAGUGCAGCUGGCGGUGUCGAGGACUACAACAACUCAUACGAGUCCAGAGAAUAGGAUCACUUUGUCGAAGAGGAUAUCAGCGUUGGCGAAGGAGAUCAACGACAGUAUGGGUCCUCAUGUGUUCUUCUACGCUGGUGAUAUCGGAACAGAGGAUCGGCUGGCGACUAUGGCAGUAUCGGAUAUGUUGUUGGACACUAGUCUUAAGGAUGGGCUCAAUUUGGCGCCCUUUGAGUAUCUCUCAGCUCGCUACGCGAUGUCUUUGAAUGUAGACGAAGACCCAACGGCAUCGCCUCGUUGUGUUCUAGACCAGCAGGGAGCGCUGUUGGGGCGGUCCAGUGCGUUGAUGUCCCACGGCAACCCACCCUCAGCAGCAGUAUUGGACGCCUUGUCGAAGCUGUGUAGUGACCCUAGGAAUACGGUGGUCAUUUUGAGCGGGCGGGAGAAGUCUUUAUUACAGGAGUGGUUUGGAUCUGUCCGCAACAUUGGUUUAGCCGCAGAGCAUGGGUACUACUGGAAACUGCCCCCGAACACUGAGUGGAAGGCUCUAGCUGGAGAGCUCAUGCGACAGUACGUGUCACGGACGCAAAAUUCGUUUGUGGAGAAUAAGGGAUCCGCGUUGGUAUGGCAGUUUAGGGACACUGAUCCUGAUUUUGGUCUGCAUCAGGCGAAGAAUUUAUACUCGUCUCUUGAGGAGUAUUUGAAGGGCUAUGAUGUUGAGGUUACUAUGGGAAAGGGCUAUGUUGAGGCUAAGCUCAGAGGAGUGAAUAAAGGUUUGGCGGUCCAGACCAUAUUAGCUGAAUUGGCGACUUCGGGAAAUGGUCAAUCGCCAGACUUCGUUAUGUGUAUUGGAGAUGAUCGCAGUGAUGAGUAUAUGUUUGAGGCAUUGAAUUCUAUGUCGGUGUCUCUGACUGCGCAUCCAGACUCGUUAGAGCACGCACAGUUCGUUCCUGGUGUUGGAAUAGUUCGUUCGAGUGGAGUUGAGCGGGAGUCUUCUUCUGAGGAGGAGUCGGGGCCACAACGCACUGAAAGUACCCCAGCUACCGGCCCAGUCUCGGCUGAGAACACCUUCACUCAGCGUAUGUGGAUGAGAUAUUCCUCCCGAGCGACUAGGGCUAGUCGGGCGUCGGACCCGUCGUCGGGAGUAGUCGGCCAGGGGAGAAUGCUGAAAAAGAAGAAGUCGCCGAGCAGAUUGUCGAAGAAUAAAGAGGUGUAUUGCAAAUACACUGUAACAGUGGGGCGGAAGUCGGGCUCACAAGCACACUAUUAUGUGCAUGACGUACACGCUGUGACGGACCUGCUGGGCCGGCUUGCUGAUGAGACUAUGUUUCCUCGACAAGAGGCUAGUGAGGUUGACGGACGCAGUUCUGCAGUAGCGGCGCAGAUGUAUGCCGUGCAUAACGCCAGUACAGUGCCUGCUGGGAGUAGUAAGGAUUUUGAGGAGAAGCCUCCUCACGAGCUGGAGGAACCUACUAUUGUGGAAGGCCCUGAGGAGGAACCUUCGAGUCCAUCUCGACCCCCAAUUUGGCAGAUUAAAUUUCCUAGUCUUGAUUCCUCACAGUCAGCGAAUGACGAGAGCGCCGUGUGA